This is a messenger RNA of Hyaloscypha bicolor E, 2287 nucleotides long. RefSeq lists its product as uncharacterized. NCBI's taxonomy places the organism in Eukaryota, Fungi, Ascomycota, Leotiomycetes, Helotiales, Hyaloscyphaceae. The record is from RefSeq and is a predicted model, not a curated record. The transcript has 2 exons. The coding region runs from base 130 to 1872 and encodes 580 amino acids. Gene Ontology annotation, biological process: cell wall biogenesis; (1->6)-beta-D-glucan biosynthetic process.
UGUCUCGACCUGCUCUGGGAGGCGCAGCUUUCGCCCUGGUACUGGUCCUAGGUGUGGAAUCAUUCCUCUAUUCUUGUACAUUCCUUCUCUUCUCUCCUGUUCAUUCAGUCGAGUCCAAUUCAUGCAAAAAUGUUGUUGCAGUUGUUGUUUGUUUCUUCGCUACAAUGGAUCCCAAUACGAGCGCAAGUUUAUUUCAGCCAGCCGACGGCAGGCGAGAUCAUCAAUGGCGGGGUCCCGUUUAUUGUGUCCUGCAUGGAUUCCUACACUGCGCCAUAUUUUAGCCAGAUGACCAAUUUCUCCUUGCUCCUGCUCGCGGGGACAUACUCGUCUCCUGUUACACUCUAUGCAUGGAACCUCUCCAACACUUCUCCCUCUACCGUCUCCAAUAGCAUUAUAUUCCCGCCUUCAAUUGGUCCUUCGGCAACCUCGGCCUAUUUUCUUGGCAUCAAAGGCUCCAUUCUAGCCAAUACUUCCAUCUCAGUCACCUAUUUCUCCCCACACUUCACCCUGCAUAACAUGACCGGAGAUACUUCACUCAUUCCCUAUGUCCCAGCCGCUACGUCUACAGCUUCCAACUGGGUAAUAGGUGGGACUACGAUUCCUGUGACCCAAACCGCUUCACCGGGGCGGAUGAUCAUGUGCACAUCUUCAGAUGGCGCCGUCCAGGAAAUAGGAGAAACGGGCGGUUACGGACCAAUUCUGGAUGAGAAUUGUGAGCUUGAAGCGUUAAAUUAUUUGCAAGCCCUAGUCACGCAGACCAGGACUGUGACUGCUAUUUCCGCACCGGUCAUAACUACACCACCAGCCUUUGCUGCUUUCUCGGAUUUGCUCGCCCCAUUUACGCCUUCAACUUCCGUCUCUAACCAUCAGCCUUCUGCUACAGUCUCAGGUCAGAAUCCAACAAGUACAAACAACAAUACCAACGCCGGUGUUGCAAGUAUAACUUCAAGCAACCCCCAGAACGCAAAGAUGGUGGAAAUGUUGAUUAUCGCGGGCAUCACGCUCGCAACUGUUAUCAUUUUAUUUUUCAUCUGGAUGAAGUAUGGGAGGAGGCGGUAUCCGCAUGGCGGAUGCGAACAUCACGACUGUGAUUGUUCGGGGAUGAAGAAGAUGUGGGAUAACGUGAGCCGGCCGAUUUUGUAUGGGAAGGUGGAGCUGGAUACUGAGAAGGGAGGUUUGGUGACUGUAUGGCGGAAAGAGAGGGGGGGUGAGGAAACGCAGGGGAGUAUGGAGUUGGAUGCUAAUCGGGAGAGAGGAGAGUUGGAGAGCAGGGAGGGUAGUGGAGAAUUGAGUGGACGGGAUAGCGAGCCUGAGGUUGAGGAGCCAAGAAAGGCGGUUGUGACAGAAGCAAAGGCAUCUUCAAGGUCGAGCAGGAGGAGUGGACGGACAAUCGUGGCGGAAUUGGAAGGCGAUACGGUUGCUGCGGACCCAAUGGAGAUGCCUACUCCGGACUUUGAGCCCGAGAUUAUGUGUCCUGUGCCAGUACCAACAAUUGGGAAACGAGCAGUCGUCGUUGGGAAAUGCGAGCAAGGGAUGGUAGUACGUGGAAGAGAAGCAGCUGUCAUCGUUGCUGUGAGCAAACGGAAAAGAAGUGAUUCAGGGGCGACCGCCACAAUACAGAGAUCUGGGGAUCUGCUACACAUUCCUCCGAAGGAGACUCCCGAUGUUUGUGAGGAUUAUCUGCGGACCAAACGGCAAGAGCAGGUGGGGGUGUUGGCGGAUGCGACAAGGAUACGUGACAUGAGGAAAGAGAGUUACUUGAUGAGGAAGUCCGAGGAAGGUGCAGAGCGAGAUAGGCGGGAGGGACUAGAAGGAGAAAGCUGUGCUUCUCCGCUUGUUUCUCCAUGUGAGAACUUCGUGCCUAUAUCUUAGGAAAUAUUUCAAUGUACAAAUAUUUCAAGGAACAAUGUCUAUUUGGCAAGCUUCACUCUCAUUCAUGGGAAAUGAAAUGAUUCCUGUUCUCUGGUCGAGGGAGGAGGGAGGGACUGCUGCAUUCAUCUGCACGACCUCUCUGAAACGCAGGCUGAUCAAGAAGUUAAUUGGAAGAACAAUCGGUCUACGUAUUCGAAACAACACUGCAUGCUGAAUGAUUGCAGAAAGCUUCCAUAAAAGUCAAAUGAGCUAAUGACUGACAAGCAGCCGCUCCAGGGUAUUGCCUCCUGCCCCUGACGAAUCUACGCCUAAUCCAAAGGCGCCUUACUCCAACAGGACAACAAACGAAACCAUUUACACCAGAGACAUCUAUGUACCCCAAUCUAGUUUCUAAGACCAAGAUCUAGUUCACCAU